CAGACUGGCAUCUCAGUAAUUUCCCAAUCCCAUCUCCCCUCCGGUGAAGCUCCUCCCUGACAGGUAUUUGUUUUUGCGUCGCAGUUUUCUGGACUAUUGAUGGAUUUUUUUUCCUUGUUUUCUUUAUUUUAUGUUCUUCUGGUUAGAUAUUAAAGUUAAAGGCGCAAAAUGUUCGGUAUUUCGUACGGAGAGCUCUUCCUCUUGAUCGGUGCCACAGCUGCUCUAGUCGGGAAUUCUGCCAUGGAUUUUACCAGUGGAUUGCUAUCAUAACUGAGAAGCCAUAAGCUGCCUCCUUUUACAGGAAAGAAGAGGACCUUGUGAAUAAAUCACAGAUAUUAAAGUUAAAGGCGCAAAAUGUUCGGUAUUUCGUACGGAGAGCUCUUCCUCUUGAUCGGUGCCACAGCUGCUCUAGUCGGACCAAAGGAUUUGCCUAGAAUUGCCAGAGCAGCAGGGAGGUUAGCGGGUCGGUCCAUCGGGUAUGUUCAGUUAGCUCGAGGCCAAUUCGAUAAUGUUAUGCAGCAGUCUCAAGCUCGCCAGGUUCAUAAAGAGCUUCAAGAUGCAUUGGCUCAGCUAGAGUCGAUUCGUUAUGAAGUCCGAAGCAUAUCACUUAUGAACCCCGGUCCUAUGACUCGAAAGCUGAUUGAUAAUAUUCAAGACCCGGCUCCUUUGAGUAGUGGAACCAACAUUUCACUUGAGAAGCCCAAGGAGGAGCGGAAGUCAAUAAAUAGUGUAAUGAAGGAUAGUACUUUGAGAACCUCCAACGCACCUAAUUUUCAUAGUCAAGCAACUGCGUAUGCAAAAUUGGCUGAAUCUGAUGCUGUGAAGGCUGGCACUUUAAAAAGCGGUGCAGUGAAAGAUGACCUUUAUGAUGAGAGUGGUCUUUUCAUUGUUCUCCCAAUUUCAGCUGAAAGCACUGGGAUGCUACCAAAUCGCAAGGAGAAUGUUAAAGGAUCGGACCUUGUGUUGGAAGCGGUAGUUGAAGCAGAGGUAGCACGUAAUGCCAAAGAUUUCUUUUCACAACCUGAAAAUCAAAUACAGGGAACUGAAAAGUGACUGAAAAGGUGAGGACCUUCUUCUUUAAAAAAAAAAUCAUCACUUUGUUUGUGUUUGGCAUUGUUGGCACAGAACCGAGCACAAUGGCGUUCUAGGAUUCACACAACCAACCCUACUUAGUGGGAAAAGGCUUUGUUGUUGUUGUUGGCAUCGUUGGUCUUAAACAACAAACUUUACUUCUUGUUGCAGCGUCAUUAGGAACAACUAAAAUUGUCAUGUAAUAGAGGAAUUUUGUUCCCAUUUAAAGUGGUUGGUUUAUUAGUAUGUGGGAAUGUUUAGGGUGUAGGGGAUAAGGGCAGGGGUAUAUCAGAUGCGAGUCAACUUGUUUUUGGCUGUGCAUAUUAAACACAUUAGUUGCUCGUUGCAAUUUUCAGUUUGCGUUUCCA
Molecule: messenger RNA, 1439 nt
Organism: Pyrus x bretschneideri (Chinese white pear)
Lineage: Eukaryota; Viridiplantae; Streptophyta; Magnoliopsida; Rosales; Rosaceae
Product: sec-independent protein translocase protein TatB
Exons: 8
Coding region: 355-1053 (232 amino acids)
Source: RefSeq, a predicted model, not a curated record